AUGCCUUCCGACAUCCAACGACCCGUCAUUGUGGCCGGUGCCAGCCUGGUCGGGCUUUCCGCAGCCUUAUGCCUAGCUUCACACCAGGUGCCAACCAUUGUCCUCGAGAAGCACUCAGGCAUCUCUAAGCAUCCUCGAGCAAUCGGAUUCACUACGCGAACCAUGGAGAUUUACCACUCCCUCGGCAUCGAAAAUGAAGACCCAGCACCAGAAGACUUUAAACUUGAGCGAGCCCACGUCGAAAGCAUCACGGGCAAAUGGCUCGACAGUUCCUCUUGGUCCGACACAGAGAGGAAGCCUAAGCCAGAAAAGCCAAAGGAGCAGCCCACGAAGCUUGGUUCUCCUAAGAAAGAGUAUUCUUUCGCUCGAGGGUCCGCCAUCCCGCAGGAUAAACUGGAGCCGAUUCUCGAAUCAUUGGCGCUCGAGCGCGGCGCGGAAAUUCGCCGUCAGCAGAAACUUAUCAACAUAGAACAAGAUGAUGAGGGAGUCACCGUGACAGUGGAAGAUUCAAAGGGCCAGCACCAAACUAUCCGAGGCUCUUACCUCAUCGCCGCCGACGGCAAUCGCAGUACCGUUCGCGAGCUACUUCAAAUCCCUCGACAAGGCCGCGGGUUUAUGCAGAAUCUCCACAGUGUCCUUUUCCACGCAGAUCUCGCCCAAUGGACAAAGGGAUUUGUUCAAUUCGACAUCGACCAGCCUGAUCUCAAAGCCUUCCUUGCUUCCUAUACCGACGGACGCUGGGCCCUCAUGUUCAAAGAUGGUAUUGAGCGCGACGAGCCGGCUCUACGUGCUGCAAUCUAUCAAGCUGUGGGAAGAUCGGACUUCCCAGUCGAGAUCGUCACGACUGGCAACUGGGAACUAACUGCUCUUGUGGCGGACACCUUCCGCUCUGGACGGGUGUUUCUUGCUGGCGAUGCGGCGCAUACCCUGCCUCCUAAUCGCGGUGGAUACGGUGCAAACACUGGAAUUCACGAUGUGCACAAUCUGGCAUGGAAGCUUGCUGCUGUUCUCUCUGGACAUUCAUCAUCUGAUCUUCUGGAUACAUACGAUACUGAGAGACGCCCAGUGGCUUUACUUCGCCAUGACCAGAUCUUUGCGCGCGCUGAUUAUAAAAUACAUUUAGACACGGCUACUCCAGCCGGUGAGAAGAUUGACGACGACGCCAUGGAGUUUGGUCAGAUUUAUCUAUCUAAGGGAGUUGACGGAGCCGAUGAGAGUCUGCCGAGGGCCAUGAAACCUGAUGAAUGGAAUGGCCAGCCAGGUACUCAUUUGCCACAUUUCUGGACCAUUAAAGAAGGAGAAAAGGUUCCAAUUCUUGACCUUAUCGGUCAAGGAAAAUGGACCUUGGUCUCGGAGAGCAGUGAAUGGAGCGAUGUUGUCUCUCAGGUGAAUAAGCAGUCGCCUAUUGCGCUCGCAUCCCUUCAGAUUGGACGUGAUGUGCAGCUUGUUCAACAGGGGGAGUUCAAGCAAGGCUUUGGCAUUUCUGGAACUGGAGCUGCUCUCAUUCGUCCAGAUGGAUAUAUUGCUUGGAGGGCAAAGGAGUUGCCUGUCAACGCCGGCGAACUUCUGGACGAUGUCUUGUCCAGGGUUGGGUUUAGACCCAUCGUCGAAAAACACGAACAAACUGAGUAG
Molecule: messenger RNA, 1632 nt
Organism: Penicillium cinerascens
Lineage: Eukaryota; Fungi; Ascomycota; Eurotiomycetes; Eurotiales; Aspergillaceae
Exons: 1
Coding region: 1-1632 (543 amino acids)
Molecular function (GO): FAD binding
Source: RefSeq, a predicted model, not a curated record